Molecule: messenger RNA, 2652 nt
Organism: Notolabrus celidotus (New Zealand spotty)
Lineage: Eukaryota; Metazoa; Chordata; Actinopteri; Labriformes; Labridae
Gene: tbcb
Product: tubulin folding cofactor B
Exons: 7
Coding region: 170-910 (246 amino acids)
Biological process (GO): post-chaperonin tubulin folding pathway; cytoplasmic microtubule organization; tubulin complex assembly
Cellular component (GO): nucleus; microtubule plus-end; cytoplasm
Molecular function (GO): alpha-tubulin binding; microtubule plus-end binding
Source: RefSeq, a predicted model, not a curated record
GACGCUGAUGCGUAAGAUUAUGACGUAACGAGCUGGGUCACUGGGGCGGCUGAUCACGUGACUUUUGGCGUGGCUAAGCAACGAAAGGAGACCAUCGAAAUAUCUUGUUGCUUUAAUACUUCUACAGUGAAAGUGUUUGAUCAUCAGCUGUGUCCAUACCUCUGGCAUCAUGAACAACGAAGUGACAGUGGUUACCUGUCCGUUUGUGGAUGUGCGCCUGACAAGCACCAUCUCCACCUUUGAGGUGAAGCGCAGGUUCAACAGAGGGAUUACUAUUGCAGAUCUAAAGGGGAAGUUGGAGAUGGUUGUGGGCACAUCUCCCUCCAGCAUGGACCUGGAGUUGUUCAGUGUCUCUGACAAGUUCAUGCAGAAAAUGGAUGACAAUGAGGCCUUGCUUGGUUCUUAUCCUGUCGAUGAUGAGUGCAGAAUACAUGUUUCUGAUAAAAGUGGAGGUCAAAUGGACAACUUCGCUGAUGUAUCUCAAGUGGAGAAGUUUGCACUUUCAGAUGAUGCUUAUAGUAAGAGAUCAGAUUCUGCAAGGUCAUUCAUGAAGAGUCUUCGUGUUGGUCAGUACAAUGAGGAAGAAAUGGCCAAAAAGAAAGCUGAGCUCUCCGCUCGUAGGGAGGAGGAGAAGGCUGCUGCUGAUGCCAUUUCUGUUGGUAACCGUUGCAAAGUUCAAGUCCCAGGACAGCCCACAAAGCUUGGCACAGUCAUGUAUGUUGGUACAGCAGAUUUCAAGCAAGGCUACUGGGUGGGCUUGAAGUACGACGAGCCCAUGGGGAAGCACAAUGGAACUGUUGACGGCAAGCAAUACUUUGAAUGUGAGGACAAAUAUGGCGGAUUUGUAAAGCCUCAGAAUGUGCUUGUGGGAGACUUUCCUGAGGAGGAUUAUGGUUUAGACGAGAUGUAGGACUUAAACAUAACACAGGUUUUUGAUUACUUUUCUUUUGUUCUCUACUGGAGACAUGAUCCAAAGAGCGGUGUCUUAAGGUUUUUUAGGUUAAUCUUCUCACUCUAAUGCCAACGCGUUCUGAUAGAGAUGCCUGUCAUGCUUCUUGGUGGGCUCCAUGUGAUAGUCACAGGAUAAUUCCAAGAGGAGCUCAAACCAACAAGGUGUGGGAAGGUUUUUGUUGCAUGUUUAGCAGCAUAUUGAAGGUUAUUAUUUUGCUCUUCACUUCAAUCACUCCUAUUAAACCUGAUUUAGUGGCUUUUGCAGUACUUGAUGCUUGUAAGUUUUUCAAAAAUGGAAGCCUUCUCUGUAAUGGAUUUUUUUUUUUUAUAGUUUGGAUAAAACUUCACUUCUGCUCAUUUAAUUCAUAUCAAUCUGUACAAAGAUGAUAAUGUAAAAUUGUUAAUAGUCCACUGUAGCAGUAGAUUUUUUGAAGAAUGUAAAUUUCUUAGAGAGAUUCAAGGAUGGAAUGACUCUAAAAUGAAUACGUUCCUUGAGUUCCUGGCUAACAUGAUACACAAUGACUGGAAAACAGUUUACAAUUGUUGAUCAAAAUCAACAUGAGCUCAUUUCACCACCAAGGUUGGCAAAAAAAGUAAUUCACAGUUAAAGAGUAAAGAAAAAAGAAUCCCCUAACAACAGCUGCGUCAUCAUAGCUGUUCACCUCUUCAAUCUUACCCACUUGAUCUGCAGGUACCUCUUGGUAUUCUUGCAGAUAUCAACGUCUACAUACACUGCCGGGAAUUGGAAUAAAAAAGUUAUAUCUUUUUUUCCAAAGCGCUUUAGGGUCCUGAAAUUUCAUUUUGUGUUUGUAUGUACGUAACAUAUUAGACAGUCCUAUUUUUAGGUUUUCAAGUAGAUAUGAAAUGUUUUUAUGUGACAGAAUUCCUUUCAGAAUAAAUGUGCCCUGUUUCUAUUAAAUCAUUGUCAUAAUGAUGUUUUCUAGGUUCAAAUUUGGAAUAUGGCUCAAUAUGUUGACAAAGUAAAAUGUGAUCCAUCAAAAAAAUUCAAAUGUAUGCAAGUACAUCUGAUGAGUUCUCCUGAAUACUGUCACUGAAAAUGAAGGAAAAUAAAUGCAUUUUUAAAGAUAGGAGAUACUUCAAAAAUGUUCCUGUUUAAACUGAAUUUGAAUUGUACCAACAAAGUGGUGACACCAUAUUAGUUCAGUAAGCAUCUUUUCUUAUCCCUGCAGCCUCUUAAAGGCAGGGCACACUGAGUUGAUUUCAGCUGUUAAACUUAUAUAUGAAUGUCUUUCAUCUAUCCUAUAUCUUUAUUUUUCUUGAUUUGGUGUUUGGCUGACUGUAAAACGUUGACUUAAUGUGUCUACUGCAUAAAUAUUUAAAAGGUACGGUAUAUAAUUCGUCUGAAAUCUCUAAAUCUUCACUGAACACUGAACAGCUGCAGCAUCACUCUCCGUUUCUCAUUCCACAGCUUUUGAAAGUUUCAAGUGAACGAUAUGCCUAAUUUAUGCUUUGUUUAAUGUUACCGAUUCAAAACUGUUUUGAUCCUCUAAAGUUUACAGAAGAAGUGUAAAUUAAUUAUUUUUGUGGUUUCUUUACAAUUAUUUUUCACUACCACGCCGAGAAAACCUAGUGUUCUCAUCUUCCCCCCUUUUUUUGAAACUGUCAACCUCUAUGGUGCUGUUGUUACAAUGUGCCAAAGUGUCAUGCAUAAUAAAAAUGAUUUGCUUGUACAGUAACCUA